Messenger RNA from Quercus robur (English oak), 2291 nucleotides. RefSeq names its product growth-regulating factor 1. Gene Ontology annotation, cellular component: nucleus. The coding region runs from base 228 to 2036 and encodes 602 amino acids. The transcript has 4 exons. Gene Ontology annotation, molecular function: ATP binding. Lineage: Eukaryota; Viridiplantae; Streptophyta; Magnoliopsida; Fagales; Fagaceae. Gene Ontology annotation, biological process: DNA-templated transcription; developmental process; regulation of DNA-templated transcription. The record is from RefSeq and is a predicted model, not a curated record.
UGCUCCUCAGUUUUAAGUUUCAACUCUCUCACACACACGCUCUCUCUCUCUCUCUAAUUAUUUUUUUCCUUCUCGAAGCUUACUUAAAAAACUCAGCUCAACAAAGUACAAAACCCACGCUUCAUCAGAUGCGCCUCUCUUCCUCUUUCUUCCCUAUUUGAAGCCUAACCUCUCUCCUCCUCUUCAUGAUGCUUAAUAGAGUCUUGUAGAAUGGUAGUAUCUCCAAAAUGGAUUUUGGGGUAAUGGGUUUGGAGGAUUUGGUAGGUCCUGAAGGUAGAGGAGGAUCUUCCAAGGUCUCAGACCCUGAAACCAAGCUAAAGGGUCUUGGAUCUGGGUUAGUUAAGCAACACAAAUCUGGGGCUGGUGAAGAUGACUGGAAGAGUUCUAAAAUGGCUAAAAGUGAUAGUCUUUCAGCUUACAAGACAAUGUCAUUGCACCAGGGCACUCCUUUAUUGAGAUCUAAUACUUUGCCCAUUUCUGAUAAUCGCCAACAAGAGCUUAUGCUGAGCUUCUCUUCGGUCAAAUCAGAGGUUCCUUUUCUAAGUAAGGAUGGUGGACUAGUGGAUAAAGCCACACACAACUCAGUUUUCCCUUACUACCAACGCACACCUUCUGCCUACUCUAGAAAUGCAGCUUAUGGUUCUGGAAGCUUGAAUUCAAGCAUGCAUGGGAGUUUUGCUGGAGUUAGGGGACCAUUUACUCCAUCUCAGUGGAUAGAGCUAGAGCAUCAGGCCUUGAUCUACAAGUACAUCACAUCAAAUGUGGCUGUGCCCUCCAAUUUGCUCUUCCCUCUCAAGAGAUCCCUCUACCCUUAUGGCUUGUCUGGCUCAGCUACUGGAUCUUCGCCUUACAAUUCAUUGGGUUGGGGCUCUUUCCAUCUAGGUUUCUCUGGCAAUACCGAUCCUGAGCCUGGAAGGUGUCGUCGAACGGAUGGAAAGAAAUGGCGGUGCUCAAGAGAUGCUGUUGCCGACCAGAAGUACUGUGAAAGGCACAUAAAUCGGGGCCGCCAUCGUUCAAGAAAGCCUGUGGAAGGCCAAACUGGCCAUGCUGCCCCUGGGACCACUAAUUCAAAAGUUGUACCAGGGACCUCCUCACUGUCAACAGUGGUAAUUCCCAGCAGUGGUGCACCCAACAACCUUGCUAUGACACAGCACCAGUUCAAGAACUUGCAGCCUGGUGGUGCUUCCAAUCCUUCUGUGGAUGCCAUUGUCAGCAGAGAGAAUGUUUGUGCCAGAAUGCAAGAUCCACGGGGCCUCUCCACAAUGUCCUCCACUAUCAGCCUGAAAUCUAAUGAACCCACUUUUACCAUUUUGAAACAAGGGAUACCAUUAGAGGAAUCCUCUCAAUCAGAGUUUGGGCUAGUUUCCACUGAUUCCCUCCUUCAUCCUUCACAUAGGGGUUCUUACCUAAAUUCUAAAAGCUAUGGUUCUUUCCUAGACUUCAAUGACCAGGAAUGCCAAGAUCAACAUCCACUUCGCCAAUUCAUCGAUGAAUUGCCUAAGGACCAGUCGAAUCUCUCUGUCAUGUCCUGGCCAGAAGAACUGAAAUCAGACUGGACUCAGCUCUCAAUGUCAAUCCCUAUGGCACCCUCAGACUUCUCAUCAUCCUCAUCCUCACCAACACAAGACAAACUCUCACCUCUAAGGUUAUCUCGUGAGUUUGAGCCAAUUCAAAUGAACUUGGGGAUGAGCACUGACUUCAGUGAACCGACUCAGAAGCAAACUAACUGGAUACCAAUCUCUUGGGGUACUUCAAUGGGGGGUCCUCUGGGUGAGGUCUUGACCAGCACCACAAGCACUGCAAGAGCCUGCAACAACUCAUCAGCUCUUAACCUCUUGACAGAAGGGUGGGAUGGCAGUCCUCAGUUGGGGUCUUCCCCCACAGGUGUCUUGCAAAAGGCGCCUUUUGGUUCACUCUCAAAUAGCAGUUCAGGCAGUAGCCCAAGAGUUGAGAACAAAAGGAGCCGAGAGGGAGCUAGUCUGUUUGAGGAUGUGCUUGGUUCAACUCUUGCAAGCUCCUCAAUUCCAUCCUUGUAAUCAAGAACAGACCUACAGAUGAUGAAGAACAGGAUGGAGAUUAAGUUAGUAGGUGGAAGCAAAGGAAGGAGAGCCAAGAAGUGUGGAGUAACUUCUUGUUUAUCUGAUUUGGAUGGUUAAUUUAAAUUUACCAACUAGGGAGUUGGCUUAUUUUAAUUUCAAUAGUUAUUGACAACUUUGACUGUUAAAGAUUUGCUGUCAUAGUGCCAUCUAUAGUUUUUUACCAGUAAAAUCAAUUUAUGCUGUGGUUGUGUA